Molecule: messenger RNA, 903 nt
Organism: Chilo suppressalis (striped riceborer)
Lineage: Eukaryota; Metazoa; Arthropoda; Insecta; Lepidoptera; Crambidae
Source: the annotation of a GenBank genome assembly
AUGAAUGAAUAUUCAGCUAUAGUGACCCUAAAAUGUAAGCAGCAAGUCGUCCGCGCUGUCCGUUUCAACGUAGACGGCACGUACUGCUUAACUUGCGGAGCGGAUAAGAAAAUCAAACUUUGGAACCCUCAUAGGGAGCUUCUACUCAAAACUUACGGUGGUCACGCGAACGAGGUUCUGGACGCAGCCGGAUCUUGUGAUAGCAGUCACAUAAUAUCGUGCAGCAGCGAUAAAUCCGUCAUUCUGUGGGAUGUUACCACCGGGCAGCCAAUACGUAGGUACCGAGGUCAUGCUAGUUCAGUCACCUGCAUCAAGUUCAAUGAGGAGUCGAGUAUGGCUGUAUCGGGGUCCGUAGACAACACUGUAGCUUUCUGGGACAUUGUCAGCCGCAGGCAGGAGCCAGUGCAAGUAUUAAAAGAUGCCAAAGACACAAUAACCUCCAUUCAAGUAACUGAUCAUGAAAUAUUGACGUGUUCCGUCGACUGCCAUGUUCGUUUAUAUGACAUAAGAGUGGGUAAGAUGCUAUCAGACUUAAUAGGUCAGAUAGUGACCUUCGGAAAUUUGACCCAUGAUGGGCAGUGUUAUGUUUUAAGUUGCGUCGACGGUACUGUGAAAUUAUUUGACAAAGAUUCAGGUGAGAUACUUAAUACUUUUACAGGACAUGAGUGCAAAGAUUUCAUGCUUGAAAAUGCCGUCAAUGAGAAAGACAGCCACAUUAUGUCUGGGUCUGCAACUGGAGAGAUCUUGUUUUGGGAUCUAAUAAGCAGCCAGUGCACAAGUAAAUUGGUGCACAGUAGAAAUAGGCCUGUGAUUUCAUUGAGCCACCAUCCGACUGAGAGUUACUUGCUAACAGCAAGUGAUGAUGAAAUAAAACUUUGGGGUAACAAGGUCUCGGAAGACUGA